Molecule: messenger RNA, 2441 nt
Organism: Plectropomus leopardus (leopard coralgrouper)
Lineage: Eukaryota; Metazoa; Chordata; Actinopteri; Perciformes; Serranidae
Gene: slc25a39
Product: solute carrier family 25 member 39
Biological process (GO): mitochondrial transmembrane transport
Cellular component (GO): mitochondrion
Source: RefSeq, a predicted model, not a curated record
CUCGCUGCGACUUUAGCCCGACUGCAAAAACAUGUUUACGGGUUAUCCGCAAUGGAGAACCCGACUGAGUUACUGAACGUUUGCUCCUAAAUGUGGCGACGUUUAAGUGAAAUGGGUGAAGACAGCACUCUAUUUCACAACGACGCUGGCAGCUAAAGUAGAGGUGGGCAGGAUGGCGGAGCGGGCCGUCAGCGGCUCUGUGGCUGCGAUCUCUCCAGUGCAGCAGAUGCUGGCCUCUGGCACUGGAGCCCUCCUCACAUCUAUUUUUGUCACACCGCUGGACGUUGUGAAGAUCAGGCUGCAGGCUCAGCAAACACCGUUUCACCAAGCUUUAGCCUGUGAAUCAGCUCCAUGGGGUGGCGUCAUCCGCCCGUCCAAGUGGAAAUGUUUCCUGUAUUGUAAUGGACUGAUGGAUCACAUCUAUGUGUGUCAGAAUGGAACCAGUUGCACCAGCUGGUACAAAACACCAACACAUUUCAGCGGGACGCUUGAUGCGUUUGUGAAAAUCACUCGUCAUGAAGGACUCAGGUCUUUGUGGAGUGGACUACCACCAACACUGGUCAUGGCUGUACCUGCCACUGUCAUCUACUUCACCUGCUAUGACCAGCUGCGGGACUUCCUGAGAUACGGUCUGGGCUUCCAGGGCAGCCACAUCCCUCUUGUUGCUGGAGGUCUGGCCAGAUUGGGGGCUGUGACGGUGAUCAGCCCUCUGGAGCUGGUCAGGACCAAGAUGCAGUCCCGCCGGCUGUCCUACAGCGAGCUGCGGGUGUGUAUCCGCUCUGCUGUGGCUCAGGGCGGGCUGCUGUCGCUGUGGAGGGGCUGGGGACCCACAGUCCUCCGAGAUGUACCUUUCUCUGCACUGUACUGGUUUAACUAUGAACUGGUGAAGGCCCAGCUGUGUGAACAGUCCCGAGUGACUCAGGCCAACUUCUCUAUCAGCUUCACUGCAGGAGCCGUCUCUGGAGCUAUUGCUGCCAUCUUGACGCUGCCUUUUGACGUGGUGAAGACGCGGAGACAGAUCCAGCUGGGAGAAAUGGACACUCUCGGAGUUUCCUUCAAAAAGACCACAUCCACAUGGCACAUAAUGAAGGAAAUAUGUACAGAGAUGGGCUACAGGGGUCUUUUUGCAGGUUUCAUGCCAAGGGUGAUCAAAGUGGCCCCAGCUUGUGCUGUCAUGAUAAGCACAUACGAGUUUGGAAAGACCUUCUUCCAAAAGAUGAACCUCGAUCGAGAGCGACAGAUCCUGAGGGCUGUCUGAGGGGUGCUGGGUGAUUGUUCGCAGCCGCACACGCAGACAUAAAUAUCAGGACAUUUGGGACAAAGUCUCCUCAAACAGAAGCUUGAGGAACAGGCGGGUUGGAUGGGUUUUGUGUGACGAUUCAAUCACAUUUCAGGGAUGUCUCUCCGGAACAAAGACUUGAGACACACUUUACAUUCAUGAACACAAUCAUGAGCAUGAACAACGAGCCUCGAGACUUAAAAUGGUUCUUGGACGACAGACUUUAUGUGUGAUGAUUAUUUGAGGAAUCCCAAGGUAUCAUGAAAUAAGAGAAAUGUUUUUCUAAUUCUUAAGUGAAGAGAUAAAUUCCACAAAUCACACCUUUUUAAAGUAAUGGUGAGUCUGUGCAGGACAGUGGUGUGCAGUGUGGGAAAACAUAAAGCCUCUUAAGGGCAGAAACUUCAUCAGCACAGUUGCAUGAGUCAGGGGAAAAUGUUCUCAUUCCUACAUUUUGCAUUGCCUGAGACCAACUGCAUGAUGUGUACAGCUUCAUUCAAAACAGAAUCCAGAUACGCUGAAACACCGUGCAUCAGCUUUACUGCAUCGCCCUGCGUUCCUGUAGCAGUGAAGCAUGACACUUACUGACCCAGAUGACUGACACAUCUAUUUUGGGUACUUAAUAGAUUUGAUCAUUUGUAGCACUUUACAUUUCCAAGACACAAGCUGUGAAAUGAAAUCAGAAAAAUAAGUACAUGUUUUAUCUUUGCUGAAUGGAAGCUUCUUCUUGUUCUCAUAAGUGGAAGAAAGCUGCAGUAUACGCAAGAUGAGUCUCGAUGGCAAAAUUAAGGCGAGCCUUUUACGAGGUGUGUGCAUGAAUCAAGCAUUUUAAGAUAUGAUUAUUAUAGAGGAAUUCAUGGACAAUUUUCUGUAAAAACUGCUGCAGCGAGCUUCCUAAUAAAACACAUUCUCUUAAAGUGCACCAACACUUUUUGCAUUUUAAAGAAAACAAGGCUCCCACUUUUCCCCGCUGGUGGCAUUCUGGUGAUGAAAAUCUCUGAAUGAAAUUCAGAUAUAAACAAACAAAACAUCAAAACUGGUAACAACACUGGAUCAUAGCACAAAUAUAUUGUUGCCUUAUCCUGAAACGUGUAAAUGUGUGUCAUCUGUUUUUUUGUCAUUUUUUUUAAUGAAUGAAAUGUUAAUAAAUUUUAAGACAGCUUGA